Bolinopsis microptera is the source of this 2779-nucleotide messenger RNA. RefSeq names its product laminin subunit alpha-like. The record is from RefSeq and is a predicted model, not a curated record. The transcript has 2 exons. Gene Ontology annotation, biological process: animal organ morphogenesis; tissue development. The coding region runs from base 61 to 2397 and encodes 778 amino acids. Lineage: Eukaryota; Metazoa; Ctenophora; Tentaculata; Lobata; Bolinopsidae.
UACACUCACUAUACAGGUAUACCGUAAUACACCUGUAAUUGUCUGGUACUGCCCAGGCUUAUGGUUUAUAAUCGAGAUACAAUGCUUACAGUAGCAUCCUGGCAGUCUACAAUAUAUGAUAGCAACUCAAUAUUACUCAAAUCAGGAGAAGGAACACAAAUGUCCAGGAUACUGAUACUGGUGACGGUUACCCUGGCAACCAUCAUCACCACAGCACAGGCUGCGGGACAGUGCGAUGCCAGUUGUAACUCUAACGGAACUAAAUCCUGCGAGGAAGGAAUCUGCACGUGCAAAGGAAAUGUGAUCGGCGCGGACUGCUCGUCGUGUCGUCACGGAACAGUGGAUAUGGACCCGGCUAACGAGGAAGGGUGUGUGAAGUGCUACUGUACUGAUCACUCACCCUCUUGUCAGCUGCAGUCCUGGGCUAUAUCCUAUGUGGGGGAGGCGUUUGAGGCUACACGUGGGGUGGGCUGGCUCGUGGAAAGCUCGAAAAACAGCACUAAAACUUCAACAGAUGUGGUCAAAUCGUACGGUGGUAGCUCGGAGUAUAUUUCGUAUAGUAACCAAGUUUGGGAGUUGAAAUCUAAUAAUUUCUAUUGGGUCCUGCCGGCUCAGCAUCAUGGGGAUUGGACAGCUAGCUACGGUAGUAACUUGAUCUACAAACUUAACCUGAGAUGUGGCUCUGAUUUCGCGUGUUCCUUCAAUCAAGAGCCCUGGGUGAUACUGCGAGGGGGAAUUCAACAAGAUAUUCAGACGAUCCAACACUACAAGUUCGAGACAUCCGGCUCCAAAUGGCGGGGUAUAAAAGAGAUAACAGUCUCACUUCACGAGGGGUACACGCUGCGCACGUGCUGGCGCACCCCCGACCUGCGCUGCAUCUCGCGUACAACCAUGAUCAGCGUGCUGAGCAACGUGAUAGAGGUGAAGAUAAAGGCGGGUAUCUUCAGAACUAGCUCCAGUAUGGCUAUAGGAGGGUUUAAGAGAGAGAUAGCAUCCCACAUGGGGGACGUGCCACGCAGAGUAGAGGUAUGCAGCUGUCCCGCGCCAUACACUGGCAGUUCCUGUCACCUCUGUAAAUCAGGAAUGUUUCACAAAUAUGGGUGGGACUGUGCCCGGUGCGAGUGCAACAACUACAGUUACACAUGUGAUUCCUUCACUGGGAAGUGUGACAACUGCGCGUAUGACACCGCGUGUGAUAAUUGUGAUUGUUGCGCGGAUGGAUUUUACGGUAAGCCCACAGGAGAACCGAAUCCCUGCUCUCCCUGUCCGUGUAAUAGCCGGGCUGCCACCUGCUCCACAAACCAGGACGGCAGCUUUGGGAGGUGUGUAGAUUGCGAGGAGGGGUAUGAAGGAAGGAACUGUGAAGUGUGCCAGGACGGUUACUACGGUGAUCCUACUGCGGGAAUACCUUGUCAGAAGUGUUUCUGCAGCGGCAACAUCGACACUACCGUCACUGGUAACUGUCACAACAUCACCGGAGAAUGUUACAAUUGUUUACACCACACUACCGGUUUCCAUUGUGACAUCUGCCAGCGUGGUUUCAAUGGUGACGCCACGAGACAGCAAUGUGAACAGUGCAGGUGCAAUCUCAUCGGUGCCAAGGACAACAUCUGUAAUCCUACCUCAGGUGAUUGUACUUGUAAGGACAAUGUUGUGGGUGGAGCUUGUGACGAGUGUGCUACUGAAACCUACGGUUUAUCCUCUGGUACAGGGUGUUCACCUUGCACGUGCGACACAACAGGAACACAGUUCGCGUCAAACGAGUGCGACGCGCGAACAGGACAGUGCACGUGCAGAGCUGACAGACAGUACAGGACCUGUGACGGCUGUGUAAAUGGCUACUUUCUGAAAAACGGCAGAUGUUUAGGCUGUCAGUGUCCCUCGUCAAGGAGCUUGAACUACAGCUGCAAUGGGGUGACUGGUCAGUGCUUCUGUCAACCCCAAUAUACGGGUCAGAGAUGUGAUGUUGCUGCGUGUGUAAAGGGAUCAUGGAGCGACUGGACCGUGUGUGAUAAGCCCUGUGGUAACGGUACUCAGAUCAAAACACGAAGAAUAUACGUUCCGGACCCCAAUGUGAUCAGAGACGAGGGUCUGCCUGCUGAAACGUGUGACGAGAUAGAGACGCAGUCGCGCUCCUGCAACGAGGCAAGUUGCAGCAACAUCAAUGAGAAUGAGUGUGGUGUUAUUGAGGUUACAGAGCCGCUCUCUUAUCAGAACUGCAGAACACGCCGACAUUACCCGGUUAAGAAAUGUCGGGGUUCGUGCACGCACGGGGAUAUUGACUGCUGUCGGCCAUAUCGUCUGACUCAAAAGAGUUACCGGCUGUACUGCGCAAAUGGGCGGAGAAUAACCCACACAUUUGACGAGGUGCAACAGUGCGGGUGUUUGGCUUGCUGAGCUGACUUUAGCUUACUGGAAAUUAGAAUACUAUGAAUAAAGUUGAUCAAGAAAUAAUAUAUUAGGUGACGAGAACAGUGCUAUAUAUGAUACAGAUACAGGUGCAGAUUGAAUUGAAUAAGAAUGCUUAUAACUUUUAAAUUGUGAUUUGUAAAUCAUUGGGCCGUGGUGCAUAUAAUUCUGAUUAAUUGUUUUUGAAUACAAUAAAUAAUUAAAUAAUUAUUUUGAUGAAAACUUUUUAUUUCGAUUGGUGAUUUGAUGUGUUUCAUUAUUUUCAUCAAUGCAGAUCUGUGCUCCAUGCCCCACGGCACAAAUAUUUUAUUAUACUACCGCUACUGAUACUAAAUUAAUAAAACUAUCAUCUGAGGGUCAAUAAAUUAUC